CGAAUUCCAAACAUGGCGGGUUUUUGUACCUAAGUUUGAGUUUUCAUCUAAAAUUCUGCAUUUUCCUUCGUCAAAAUGGAAGAAAAACUCAUGAGACUCAGCGAAGAGGGUAAUAUCUCAUCGUUGACGCAAACACUGGCUGGAAUAAAGGAUGAAAAGGUUGUGGAGAUGCUGGAAAAAUUUGCUCUUUCUGAAAGGAACGAUUCAGUUGGUUUCCUGAAAGCUAUUCUUAAAGGUUCACCAUGUUCAACUGGCGAUGGUCAGAAAAGGACUCUUCAUAUAUACAAAUGCUGCAUUCAGCUGUUGAAUAAUGGCGAAUUGUCAAAUAAAGUUGCAACAGAAAUAGUUGGAAACCUUCUCAUGGAGUUGGAUUCCUUGCCUGGUAAAGCCUUAGCUGAACUAGCUGAUGUGUUUCUAGAUGCUAUCAAGGAAGGAUCUAUCAGUGGAAAAAGUCUUGAGCUACUACCAAAAGUAUUAUCAUCUAUUGCAGCCAAGGAAACUAUUCCAUUGAUCUCUGAAUGCAGUGGUGAGAUGUCUGGCGUGGAAUACAAGAAACAGUUGUUGAAUAGUCUGUGUUCUAGCAGAUGGGAUCCACAGUGUGUCAUUCAUCUUGCUGCAAUGUUCAGAGAUGUCCCCAUGAGUCUAGAUGAGCUUAGGUUUGUCAUCGAGAAACUGCAGCGAAUGUUUAAAGACCUGGAUCUUCAAGAACUUCCUCCUCUAGUGUAUCAGCUCCUGUUGCUGUCCACCAAGGGUCAUAAAGGGCUUGUGCUUCAAGGUGUUAUGUCAUUCUUUAAUGACCAGGAUGAAACUUGCAGGAAACAAGAGAAUGAAGACACAGAUGAUUCAGUUCACUCAAUUUCCAAAGAGCAACUUCGUCACAUGGAAGGAACAAUCAUUCUUCAUAUAACUUUUGCCAUCAAACAAGACCAGAAUUUAGGAAAAGAACUGAUCAAAUAUCUAAAGGCUUCACAAAGUUCACCUGGAAAAAUUCUAACUCCAUUCACAGUAGCACUGGCAUUGUCUGUAGGCCAAAUACACAGAUUUGAAGAAAUGAUCUUUGAUAUACUCAAGUCCUCAAUAUUAAGAAGUUUUAAAGAUGGAGAGAGACGUCGGCAGUCAAAAUGGAUCAAAGAAAAUGUACCAGAGUGCUUUAAAGUGCAGGAAUAUAUCCUUGAAACAGUGCAAAAUAGCUUGUUUGGAUGGGAUCAUGUGACGCAAGGGCUUGUUAACCUUGGUUUCUUGUUGAUGGACAGCUUUGGACCAAAAGCAUUUGAAAGUCAUACUGCAGAGCAGUUAAGUCCAGCACAGCAUUCCUGUAAUCUUGGCUGUGAUAUUUUAUUAAAUACUUUCAAAGGACAUGAAAUGGUCAGAGCUGAGAUAUUGGAACAGAUUUUAAAUAGAGUUGUUACCAAGGCAACAACACCUGUCAGUCAUUUCAUCAAUCUCCUUUCAAGCACUGUGCUAUCAGCACCACAUGUCCUAUUGGAGUCUUUGCCUAAGGUCAAAGAAGCCCUGGAUUAUCUGUCUUUUCUGCCACCAAGAACAGCUGAGGGUCUUCUAAGAGCCCUUCAGCCCCUUUUGAAAAUCAGUCUUUCACUGAGAGAUUCCUUAAUUCUGGUUCUCAGAAAAGCUAUGUUUUCUAGGCAAAUUGAUGCAAGAAAGAUUGCUGUGACUGGGUUUCUUCAACUAUUGAAGCAUUUUAAGGUCUUAGGAGGGUCAGUGUUAGGAUCAAGUCAGCCAUCAAGUCAAGCCAGUGUCUCUUUUUCUCAAUGUAGUCAGGUUCAAGUUGAUGUUCACAUGAGAGGAGGAGCUGGGAACGAGGCCCUUUGUCUUGAAAUACUUGGAAACUUAAGAAGAUGUUUUACACAGCAAUCCGAAGUCAGAGAGCUUCUCUAUGAGGGACUUUAUGAAGUCAUGUGCAGAAAUCCUCAACUCAGGCAAUCCAUAUUGGAUACGUUAUAUAUGCAGUUUCAAAAAUAUUAUGAACCAGAAGAAGAUGUCAACCCACCCAUCAAACUUGAUCCUUGUCUAUCAGUCUCUGGCGAUCAAGUUUUCUUAGCUGAACCUUUGGCCCAUCUUCUCUGUGCGCUUCAGCAUUGUGCAAUAUGGUGUGGUGAACAUGCUAGUGAAGAGGAUGAAGAAGAUAAUGUGGAACAUUUGUUCAAUGAAGUGGAGGACAUGCUGGAGUCCCUUUCCAGAAGAAUGAUCAAAUCAGAGAUGGAGGACUUUGAAUUGGACAAGUCUGCAGAUUUUUCUUCAGACACAAGUGUUGGAAACAAGAACAAUAUAUUAGCUCAUUUGGUGUUAGGAGUUUGCGAGCUUCUGCUUGAAUUCACAUUUCUAGAAGGAGAAUUUAGUACUCAGUCACUAGAAUCAGUAACCCAGCUGUUUGCAAUGUAUCACCAGUUGGAAGACAUUUUAAAGGAAAAAUCUGCUGCAGCGGGUAAAAAGGGUCGUUCUUCAGGAACCAAGCAGGCUUCAUCAUCCAGUAUGCUGUCAAUUGAAUGUGUGGCACAGCUGUGCACUGCUUUGUUCAGUGAUGUAACACCAAGCCAUCAGGAAGGACUUAUGCCUCUUAGGUCAAUUACUGAUUUUGUUAAGUAUGUCCUUAACAUUACACUACAAAAGCUCCGACAGAUAAAUGAGAAAGGGCAUUGUACAGGUCUCAGGGGUAAAAACAAAGAUCAUUUGUACAAGCAGUGCCAUACCAUAGCAAGGGCUUUGCUUAAACACAUUUUGGGUGAGAGCUGUAUUCAUGAUGACAAGUCUAAGAAAGAUAAGAGUAAAAAGCUGGGAAGUCUUUGCUUAGAAGGUCUUUGCCUUGUGGUGAAUAUUGUAUGUUGUCAUUAUAAAGACAAGCUCAUACCUUUUCUUUCAAUGAUUGAAUCAAGUGGUGAAGCAAAUGAAGAAAAUAACAACAACAGCGACCAGGAACGUAUCUAUGCCAUGGUUAAGAUAUUCCAGCAAGUUGUAGUAAGCAUUGUGUCAUCAGACACACAAGAGAGUGACAUUAGCACCAAAGAUGCACAGACACUAGUCAAUGUCAUUUCCAUCUUAGCUCAUCAUCUUGAUCCUGAUGGUCAACAGUUUGCACAUCUUCAGUCCUGGGUACACAGAAUCUGUAAAGAACAUGACCCAGAUGAUCUCAUAUUGUCCAAGUCUCUAGUGUCACUACUCUUGUCACUGACCUUUCAAUGCAAGACUACCACUUCACUAAUCAGAGAAAUGUCUCAAGAUAUCCACAGUCAGCUUGGAGACAUAGAUGAGGAGAUUGAAGUUGAGGAUCGAACACACUAUGCCAUUGUCAAUCAAAGAACUGCAGCACCAACUAUAACCUUGAUUGUCAUUGGUCAAAUGGACAAGAUUCUGGAUGAGAUAGACUGGACACUAUCCAAGAUUCGUGGCGAUCUGGCAGUUACUGUAUUUGCACCUUCAAUUGACAACGCACCUGACUCCCCUGAUAGCACGCAAAGGACUUCACUAGAGGCAUCAGUGUGUACUCGAUUGACUGGAUUGGUAAUGGCUUUCCAUGAAAUCAGCCAGUCAGCUUUACCUGAGGGGCCUUCUACAGAGAACACUGUCAAAGUAUUAACCAAGCUGUAUGUCACCCUUGCUGCAGUUGGAAAAUAUUAUAUGACCCUUUAUAACCAAAGACUUGGACACUUGCCGCACAAGUUUGAAAAACUGGUCAAACUAACAGGAACGCACCUAUCCCAGCAAGUGUAUGCUAUGAUAACUUACAUCCAAGCAGUACAGUCACAAUCCCUACAAGAAACCAUGGCAAAAGCUAAAAAUAAGAAGAAAGGACAAAACACUGCUGGAAAAGCAAAGGUGAUGAAAGAAAUGAAGUCUAUGCCAAAUCUGAUUUACGCCAUUGAACAUUAUGAAAAGUUCCUCAUUCAGCUCACGAAGAAAUCUAAAAUUGACUUGAUGCAGCACUUCAAGCGGAGUACAGCAAGAGAUUUCCGUAUCAAUGGAGCUACUUUGGAGGCUGCGCUGAGAGAUGAAAUGAGUGAAAUUGAGGAAGAGAAUGAAUCAGGAAGUGAAGGCGACGAGCCACCGAAAAAGAAAGGAAAACAUGUUGAAGAAAAAGGCAAAGGGAUACUUGCCUUAAAAACCAAAAAGACUUCAAAAACAUUAUCCACAUCAAACACUUAAUACAAUAUAACGGUGUUUGCAUUGUUGAGGCGAAAAUGGUUUACUAAAUGUAUUGCUAGUAAGCAAGAACACGAUCAACAUUGUACAUGUUUAACGGCAAUGGAACAGCUUGUCUUCUCUAGUCAUGUGGGUUGUGCCUCUAGAAAACUGAGGCCACCACGCAUGCGUAAAGGCGCUCAUAAUAGACCCUUGUCAGAAGACGAUUUCAAGAUUAGCAUUUGCGUUCAAAAAUAUGGCAGGCGUUCGCAUGAAUACUUUGUUAUUACCCUAACAUACCUCUAUUUCAUUCGUGCGUCUGUGGUAUUUUUGAAAGCGCCCGCGCAUCUCGAAAGUCGUCAAUUGUUGAUUCAAGACACUUUGGGAGUAAGAAAAUAUUUGUUUUUCAUCACUGCUGGUUUGGGAACAUGAGUCAACAGUUGCACAAGACGAGCAUUCAGUUGAGCUCUUAUAAGCUCAAAUUCAGAUGUACUUAAUGUCUCCAGAGUAUUUUUCCAAUUAAUAUGUGACCAAAUUCCACUAUAAGUAUUUUUAUAUUAUUAACAAUCGUUAAACAUUCCCUCGUUAGAUUGUAAAUGUUCAAAUAAUUUUGCAUGUCGUUGAUAAUUGAACAUUAAAUGAUUUAA
Molecule: messenger RNA, 4781 nt
Organism: Exaiptasia diaphana
Lineage: Eukaryota; Metazoa; Cnidaria; Anthozoa; Actiniaria; Aiptasiidae
Product: Fanconi anemia group I protein
Exons: 47
Coding region: 76-4158 (1360 amino acids)
Biological process (GO): DNA repair
Molecular function (GO): DNA polymerase binding
Source: RefSeq, a predicted model, not a curated record